AUGCAGACGCGGCAAAUGCGGCGUUGGUUCAAGGUAUUUCCUGAGGUUCUGCUGGUCGACGCCACACACAACACGAACGAGUCGCGCUACAAACUCUUCUCGUUCAUGGUGAACGAUGUGUAUGGACAUGGUCAAUACGUUCAUCACAGCCUGAUGGAAAAUGAAAGCAAUGAAUGCCUUUCGGAUGCAAUCAGGUCGUUCAAGUUUAACAACCCGUCAUGGGAGAAGAUCAAAGUUAUCGUCAUUGACAAAGAUCUCGGGGAGUUGGAGCUACUUGAAAGGAGUUCGAAGAAGUAUAUCCGGACGGAGAUGGCGAAGAGUGAAUACGGUGGGCCGACUAGUUUUGAUAAAGUUGAAGUUGAAGAUACUAUUGACAUGAUACGACUGGCGCCAACUGCAGUGGAGUAUACCAAGUACUUGAAGUACUUGUACUUCCUACUUGAUGACGUACAUCUCAAGGACAGUGACGCUAUUCCUAAACCUGGCCACCCUUUUCUCAAGUACUUCAUGCGCAAUUGGGAUUCGAUGAAGGAAAGAUGGGCGUUUUACGCACGCUCUGAUGUACCGCAUUUAGGAAACCACGCGAAUAACAGGUUGGAGUCUUCAUGGGGCCACCUAAAAGAGGUUCUGAAGCCGGAGAUGGCGCUCGAUGAAUGUGUAAAUACGCUCAUGUUCUUACAGACUGUGGCGGAGAUGGAUUAUGCGAAAAAAAAUCACCGAAGUUGGUCAGAUGCGUUAUGA
Messenger RNA from Phytophthora nicotianae INRA-310, 741 nucleotides. RefSeq lists its product as hypothetical. The record is from RefSeq and is a predicted model, not a curated record. Bases 1 to 741 code for a protein of 246 amino acids. The transcript is spliced from 4 exons. Lineage: Eukaryota; Oomycota; Peronosporomycetes; Peronosporales; Peronosporaceae.